Molecule: messenger RNA, 2200 nt
Organism: Fukomys damarensis (Damara mole-rat)
Lineage: Eukaryota; Metazoa; Chordata; Mammalia; Rodentia; Bathyergidae
Gene: Thg1l
Product: tRNA-histidine guanylyltransferase 1 like
Exons: 6
Coding region: 13-909 (298 amino acids)
Biological process (GO): tRNA modification
Molecular function (GO): tRNA guanylyltransferase activity; magnesium ion binding
Source: RefSeq, a predicted model, not a curated record
UCCUCCGGCUCUAUGUGGGCUUCCUACUCCGUUAAGGUUCAGUAUUGCUUGGCCACUAUUUCCGUCACUCUUAGACGGUACCUGAGAUUGGGAGUGCCCAUGGCAAAAAGCAAGUUUGAAUACGUGCGGAACUUCGAGGCUGACGACACCUGCCUACCCCACUGCUGGGUAGUAGUGAGGCUGGAUGGCAAGAACUUCCAUGGGUUUGCUGAGAAGCACAGCUUUGCAAAACCCAAUGAUAGCCGUGCUCUCCGCCUGAUGACCAAAUGUGCUCAGACUGUAAUGGAAAAACUGGAAGAUAUUGUCAUUGCUUAUGGACAGAGUGAUGAAUACAGCUUUGUGUUCAAGCGGAACACCAACUGGUUUAAAAGAAGAGCCAGUAAGUUCAUGACUCACGUGGCCUCCCAGUUCGCCUCCAGCUAUGUGUUCUAUUGGCGGGAUUAUUUUGAGGAUCAGCCCCUUCUGUAUCCCCCAGGCUUUGAUGGAAGAGUUGUGUUGUAUCCUAGCAACCAGACCUUAAAGGACUACCUCAGCUGGCGGCAAGCAGAUUGUCACAUCAAUAAUCUUUAUAAUACAGUUUACUGGACACUUAUACAACAAUCUGGAUUAACACCUGAACAAGCUCAAGAGAGAUUAAAGGGAACUCUUGCAGCAGACAAGAAUGAGAUUUUGUUUUCUCAAUUCAAUGUCAACUACAACAACGAGCCGCUGAUGUACAGGAAAGGGACUGUGCUGAUAUGGCAGAAGGUGGAUGAAGUCAUGACAAAAGAAGUUAAGCUGCCAGCAGAAAUGGAAGGAAAAAAGAUGGCAGUGACCCGGACCAGGACGAAGCCAGUGCCGUUACACUGCGAUAUCAUUGGAGAUGCUUUCUGGAAAGAACAUCCAGAGGUCCUUGAUGAGGACAGCUGACCCUUCACUCUAAGUCUGGCACGCUUGACCAUGCAAGGUCUCUUCCUAGGUGAUCCUAGCUUUCGUGCCAUCCAGACACUGCCAGGGCGACAUGACUCAAGAUGGGAGGAACGGGGAAGGCAGGAAUGAACAGGGUGAUGCCUCUUGUUCUGCUUCAGCAGAACCCCCUUUUUGCAAUGCUAGAACGUGACUUCUUUGGUUUUUUUGGUUUUUUAAUCGUGGUACUAUUUUUAUAAAGCAAGAACUAUUUCAUGCCUUGAGGGAUGAAUCAUUUUUAGAUUGUGACAUAAGUCUUAUACAAACUUGUCAGCUCUUUUCAUCUCUGAUAGAAGAAGAGCCCAAACUUUACUCUCUCCCACCUGCUCUAAGUAGAGAACCCAGUGAUUUUGAAAAAUCUCACGUCUGCCACCCAUGUACUGCUUUCAUCUCUGACAGACCUAAAGAUAAAUGUGGGUCCACAUCUAUUUGAGGCCUCUAAAUUCACAAAUUCCAGGGAAAACUCGGGGCUUUCAGUCUCCAGGUUCCUGACUGGCUGAAUAAAUGAGUAGAGGUUUGCAUAUCCUUGUGCACACAUCCCAUGUGUUGAUUUUAUGGAAUUUUAAUCAUGAUGAUGUGAUCUUGCCAGGGCCAGAGUUUCCAAAGGCAUUUACCUCUCCAUGCAGAAGUGUAUGUCUUUAUGCGAGGAAGAAACUGUGAGAAUGCAUGCACGAGGAUGAAACAUUUACUCUCUGUCCUCUUGAUACCAUUUUAAAAGCUGUCGUCUCGUUGGACUUCAUGAAAGAUUGUCAAGUAGCCUGUAUAUAAUCAGAACUGUGAAACUUAACUCAAGAGCAGAGGGCUCAGCAUGCCUCUUGGGGUCCGAGGUAGCAGAUGUCAGGGAAGUCAGUAACUCCACGUGCGAGAGGACCAGCAGAGAACAACAGUGUUAAUCUCAUAUUACCAAGCUGUUAGAAUCUGAAGCCGGAGUCAUGGGCUUAUGGGGUGAUAACUCCCAUUUCCUCCAGUUCCUGUUUCAUAUUUUAGAGCACAAAGAUUAUUUGGUUCUAUUAAGAAUCAUUUAAGAGACAGCCCACGUCCCAGCGCCUGGUCUCGGAUGGCAGAAUUUAUAGCCAAGAAGAAAAUGUAUUUUUUAAAGAGCAACGGCUGGCCUCAUCCAUCACUAAUUGACACCCCAUCUGUCGAUGCCAUUUUUUUCCUUCCUGUUUUCCCCCACUCCACAGGAAGAGGAGAUACAGCUUGUGUUUGGUAACUGCUAAAACCUCUUUGAGAAAAAAAUAAAGACUUCAACUCC